Messenger RNA from Salvia miltiorrhiza (redroot sage), 1806 nucleotides. RefSeq names its product myb family transcription factor PHL5. The record is from RefSeq and is a predicted model, not a curated record. Gene Ontology annotation, molecular function: DNA-binding transcription factor activity; DNA binding. NCBI's taxonomy places the organism in Eukaryota, Viridiplantae, Streptophyta, Magnoliopsida, Lamiales, Lamiaceae.
AUAAUUAGUUAAAGAUGCCAAAAAAUAAUUUGAGAAUCAUAUAUCCAUGAGAGAGAGAGUAAAACAAAGUUUUUUUUUAAAUAGGUUGAUGGAUUGGACAAAGUUGGAGCACAUAAUUUCUUUACUAAAUAGUGAUAUAAAAAUCUAGUUUGGCAUUGUUUUCUUCAAGGUGAUGAGAUGAUUGUUCAUGCCUAUCCAGUUAAGGAAUAAGAACCACACUCUUUAUAUUUCAAGAUUUUUGCAGCAUACAUGAACAAGAGUACUACUUUCCUCUCAUCUCAGAUUCUUGAAAAUUUCACACUGAUCACCAUUCAUCUAGCUACAUCUGAUUGCCACGUGUUCGAUGCAGGCUCGUCUCCCCGGGAAAACCGACCAAUAGGAAGCAGAGAUUUCUGUUUCUAACUUCCUAUGCUACUUUCACUAUAAAUCUUGAAGAUCAAACACAAUAGGAAUCUGUUCUGGAAAAAUGAAGAAAAUACAGCACAACUAUGGGUAUCCUAGUGAGUUUGUCUCUCAACUUCCCAACUAUUUCCCUCAAAAUCACACUCCUCAAAUGGGAUGCUCAAAUCAACCCACACAGCAAAACGAAAAUCCAUCGGCCACCAUCAUAGGCCGGAUCGGAUCACCUGCUGCUGCUUUCUGUGCAGCUGAGAUUGCCAUGGGAUUAUCUCAGUAUGAUCUCCCAGAGAGCUGCUCCCAGCAAUCCAAGAAUCCUCGCCCGUUCCACCAAACCCUUUUUCAAGAAUCACCGGCUAGAAACGAAGCAGAUUACCAUACUACUACUCAACACUAUGUGGUCACCACAAGUGAAGGAUCUUAUAGAAAUCACUUGUUCACCAAUCUUUCUGAGAGGGAACAGAUACUUCACCUAAAAAACAAGCUACUCGGUGAUCUUGAUGAUUCAAACAGACGAAGCCCUUCUGCUCCAUUCGACUCAAAUCAUGAUCUUGAAGUCUCACAUAAUCCAUAUGCACCUCAUCUCGCGCAAAUGAAGCAGUUUGGGAGGCCUCCCACACCGAUAAACAGCUCAUCAUCGUUUGCAGCUGCAGCUUCAUCAAACAAGACGCGAAUAAGGUGGACUCAAGAUCUUCAUGACCGGUUUGUUGAGUGUGUGAAUCGCCUUGGUGGCCCCGACAAAGCAACACCGAAACAAGUGCUGAAGUUGAUGGACACUGAGGGGCUCACCAUUUUUCAUGUCAAGAGCCAUUUGCAGAAAUACAGAAACGCCAAAUACUCACCAGAAUCCGUGGAAGCAACUGGAAAGGCUGAGAAGAAGACUAAUACAAAUAAUGCAGCAGAAAUAGAUAUCAAAACGGGUAUGCAGCUCAAGGAGGCUCUGCAGAUGCAGCUCGACGUUCAGAGGCGUCUCCACGAGCAACUAGAGAUACAGAGGAACUUGCAGCUGAGGAUUGAAGAACAGAACAAGCAGCUGAAGAUGAUGUUCGAUCAGCAACAAAUGACUACACAAAAUCUCACAGAAACUCGAAACAACAAAUGUCUGAAUCCUAAUAGCUUAUCCACCACAGUUGAUUCAGAUCCUGAGAUUUUUGUCUUGGAUGGCUCUGAUGAUGAUAUGGUCUUUCCAUCCAAGAUAAGCUAGCCGUGAACGAGGAAAAAUUUUCUUGAUUUCCAAUCAUGGAUGAAGCAGAGCAUAAGUGUAAUUGAAAAAAAGUAGCUUCUCCAGAGCAAGCUAUUGAGUCUGAGUGAAUCAUAUAUACAUGUUUACAUCUCUCAUCUUCUUUUGUCCAUAUAGAUUAUACACAGCUGCUGCAUUAUUUGAUAUUUACAAGUUUUUGAAUUUGAACA